This is a messenger RNA of Nicrophorus vespilloides, 340 nucleotides long. RefSeq names its product up-regulated during skeletal muscle growth protein 5-like. The transcript is spliced from 3 exons. The record is from RefSeq and is a predicted model, not a curated record. The coding region runs from base 133 to 288 and encodes 51 amino acids. Lineage: Eukaryota; Metazoa; Arthropoda; Insecta; Coleoptera; Silphidae.
UGCAGUUACAUAACUCGCAGCUAUCCGUCUCUGUCUACCCAAUAGGAUUUCCCAUCAGCCGUUCCACUUUGUCUCAUUCGUGUCUUUGGUUAAUCUUUGGUCGCAACCUCUCCGUGCAAAUUUCCAAUUAAAAUGGCUGGACCAGGCGCCGAUGCUAAACUGAGCGGAUUAUCCAAACUUUUCAAUGGAUCUACCAUGAGAGGCAGGGCCAAUGUUGCCAUCGCCACCUACGCCUCCAUCGGUCUUCUUGUCGCUUAUUUCACCAUGAAACCAAAAUCCAAGAAGUAAAGUUUUUAGAAUAAGCAUGUAGGAGAAAUAUACAACAACAACAAAAAAAAAA